CAACUCCAGCCAGCGACCAGUCAACGACCAGCCUUCUCUCCCUGCAAAGUCUUGCCGCGGUACCCCUUCUCAGCGUGGAUGGACUCGCCUGACGCAAGCGCAGAUGGAACUGUCUCCAAGGACUCGGUCCAUAUAGUCCCGUCAGUCUAGUCUUCUGGCGCCGACCCGUAUGGCGGCCGAGCUAUAUUUCAUCUCUUGGACCACCCGCAUCCUAUAAUACACACAACAUCCAGUCAGGAUCUCUAGCAUCUCUCACCAUACCUACUGAGCAGGCUCGGGCUUGACGCGUUGAAGAAUUUUCGACCAGGACAACAGAGACGAGGUAUCGAGGCAAACAUUUUUUGAUCAGCGACCUAUUGUCAGUCCUUGCAGCCGGUCAGCAAGUGGCAGACGAGCCUCGAGACUUUGUCUGUCACCUGUUCAGCGUACGAUUGCCCAAUGACGAACGAGGUUUUAUCAUAUGCGCCUAUUCAACUGAGCGAUUCGGCGUUGAAGGCCAUCAAUGAUUCCGGCAUGGCGGUAGCGGCAAUCUCAUUAGCGGUUGGCGUCUUUAUGCUUCUCAUCAUCGCCAUACAGUAUUAUCGGUUUCCGAAGCAAGUACUAAAGUUAUGCUCAAGCGGUCCGACGAUGCUUCUUUAUGCAAGUCUCGUGGCGUCGAUUCCCUUUUCUGUGUUCUGGAUAGUCUCGUGCAGUCCGGCAGCAUCGAAUAAAGUUGCUUGCGAGAUAUCCAUGUGGGCAAUCGUCUUCUUUCUGAAUCUCAUCAUUGGAUUCUUGACCGUCAUGCUGCUAUUAUGCGCAUUUCUCCUCUCACCCUGGCCCAAGCUUGCUGGAUGCUAUUACAGGAAUUGGUACCUUUGCUUCUUCUUCUUCCUCUCUCUCGGACUCAGUCUUGUCGGAAUCUUUACGGGCACUUUCGGAUACUUGGUUGAUCAAGACACUUGCUGGGUCAUUGCAACCAAGACCUACGACACUGAAUUGGAAGAGACGCGUGCAAAAUAUGUGAUGCUGGUCAUCAUGAUUUACGGGCCGCUCUACGCAUCGUUAUUCUUGAACCUUGGCCUCUUUGCGUACGUCGUCGUACGCCUCAACAAGGUCUGGGAAGACCGCAGCAACCUUGGGGUCCAGUCUACGCAAGACUUUUCAAGGGCUCUUACCAGGCGAGUUGCUUUCAUUCCCGUGGCUAUUGGCACACACGCAUUGCUCGUGAUUGGCGGCGACUUGCCCAUCACGUACAAGACGACAACAGCCAUGUUUAUGAGCUUUUUUUGCAAUUACAUUGGUUUCUCUUCCUUCACUAUCUGUGUUGCCAUGUGUGCAGCACUCAUCGAUCCAGGGUUCCGCAAGAUCUUGCGCUUGAAUCAUGCAGCUGUUGCAAGAGCUGCAGAGCUAGAGGCAGGAGGCAGAAUAUCUUAUGUUGGAAGCUACAAAUACAUGGAUGGUAAUACGAAACACGCCAGCACCGAUUCACCAGCCGAAAUUGCCAUGAUGCCCACCUCACCCACUUCACCAAACUCUCCAUUCAGCCAGACGAGUUCUUCUGCGUCUACAACGACACGCUCAAGUCGUAAAUGGAUACCAGCAAUCUCAGCACAUGAGCUUCCCGAGUUGGCACCCGCACGAAUGGAUCCACUCCCACAAAUACCAUCACCUAUAGCUCGCAGUCCACAAAUUCCAGCAACCAUUCGCACUUUUGAGUUCAUGGAAUCAGUUGGCUCUAGUUGGGUUACUGCGCCAGUCUUGCCAGGUAGGCAAGAUUCCUUGACAGUAUCAAUGCUUCCUGCUGUGACACUCCUGGCUGCACCGCCUGUAAUGGCUGCGCAGGGACGUAUCUGGGAGCCGAACUUUCCAUCGGCACUCAUGGUAGAAGAUGAGGAACUGGUUGUUCCUGCCAUUCGCCCAGGUGCAUAGGGUCACCGUCAAACAACGACCUAAACACUCAAACUGACCCCUUAUGAACUUUUUGAAUAAAUUUACAGCGAAGGUUUUGCAUCCAUUGAACAACUCAAACUCAAUUACUCUGUAGUGAAUCUCAAUUUCGUCCAAUUCUUGAAAAUACCU
Protomyces lactucae-debilis is the source of this 2058-nucleotide messenger RNA. RefSeq lists its product as uncharacterized. Bases 439 to 1908 code for a protein of 489 amino acids. Lineage: Eukaryota; Fungi; Ascomycota; Taphrinomycetes; Taphrinales; Protomycetaceae. The transcript has a single exon. The record is from RefSeq and is a predicted model, not a curated record.